This is a messenger RNA of Mus caroli (Ryukyu mouse), 5725 nucleotides long. RefSeq names its product AT-rich interaction domain 5A (gene Arid5a). The record is from RefSeq and is a predicted model, not a curated record. Gene Ontology annotation, cellular component: nucleus. Gene Ontology annotation, molecular function: transcription cis-regulatory region binding. NCBI's taxonomy places the organism in Eukaryota, Metazoa, Chordata, Mammalia, Rodentia, Muridae. Gene Ontology annotation, biological process: regulation of transcription by RNA polymerase II.
GCGGCGCCAGGAGUCAGUCGCGCCGAGAGCGCUGGGACCGGACGGCUGUACGUGUAGAGGGUCUCUGCAUAACGACACGCGAUCUCGCUGGGCCAUGGCAGCACCUCCGGCCAAAGGGAACACAGAGCAGUCAGAAGAAGGUGACCUCCUGCAGCUUCCUGUAUCCCCCAAGCCAGAUGAUGAGCAGAGCAGGAGCCAGAGCCCCACCCAGCUCCCGGACUCCCCUGAGGCAGGUGGGGAGCAGGAGGAGGAACAGGCCUUCCUGGUCAGCCUCUACAAGUUCAUGAAGGAGCGACACACGCCCAUCGAGAGGGUGCCCCAUCUUGGCUUCAAGCAGAUUAACCUGUGGAAGAUCUACAAGGCAGUGGAGAAGCUGGGGGCCUAUGAGCUGGUGACAGGCCGCCGCCUCUGGAAGAACGUGUAUGAUGAACUUGGGGGCAGCCCAGGCAGCACCAGUGCGGCCACAUGCACACGCCGCCACUAUGAGAGGCUGGUCCUCCCAUAUGUGCGGCAUCUGAAGGGGGAGGACGACAAGCCACUGCCUCCUACCAAGCCCAGGAAGCAAUACAAGAUGACCAAGGAGCUGAGGGGAGACGAUGGGACCACUGAGAAGCUGAAGAAGGCCAAGGACUCAGAGGAGAGGCGGGUGGAACAGGCCACGCCAGGAAAGACCAAAUCAGAUGCCACUGGCCAGACACAGCUUCCCUGCCAGGGAUCCUCGAGGGACAGCACAGAACAGCUGGGCCCAGUAUCUGGACCCUCUCCACCACUCAUGGGUGCUAGUAGCUGCCCUGAGGCCUACAAGCGUCUCUUGUCAAGCUUUUACUGCAAAGGGGCGCAUGGCAUCAUGUCACCACUGGCCAAAAAGAAACUCCUGGCCCAGGUCAGUAAGGCAGAGGCCUUGCAGUGCCAAGAAGAGGGCUGUCGCCAUGGAGCAAGGAGCCCCAACAAGGACAUUCAAGACAGUCCCCAGAACCUAAGAGGGCCGGCUGAGAACUCUGAACACCAGCUAGCCCCCCAGGAAGGAUUGCAGGCCCCUGGUGGGAGCACCAGGAUGGAGGCCCAAGUGGGCCCCUGCCCUACAGCCCCCAUGUUCUCAGGCUAUUUUCAUGCGUACCCCACCGAGGUGCUGAAACCUGUCAGCCAGCACCCUAGGGACUUCUUCUCCGGCCUUAAAGACAGGGUGCUGUUGGCACCACCUGGUAAAGAAGAAGGUCCGACAACCAAAGAGUCCCAACUGGUGUGGGGUGGGGAUGCCAACCGCCCCUCUGCAUUCCAUAAAGGCAGCACAAGAAAAAGAAGUUUCUACCCCAAACCCAAAGCCUGCUGGGUGUCCCCCAUGGCCAAGGUCCCUGCUGAGAGUCCUAGAGCCCCAUCCCCUCAUCCCAGUAGCCCAGGUCUUGGCAGUAAGCGCAGCUUGGAAGAAGAGGGAUUCGCUCAUGGCGGCAAGAAACUGAGGGCAGUGUCUCCCUUUCUGAAGGAGGUGGAUUCCAAGGAGUCUGGGGGCAAGCCUGCAGCCCCUGGCUUGGCUGUAUCCUGUCUACUGGGCCCAACCCCAGGGCCCACUCCUCCAGAGGCCUACAGGGGCACCAUGCUGCGGUGUCCUCUAAACUUCACCAGUAGUGCAGACCCUCUGAAGGGCCAGGCCUCACUCCCCUUCAGCCCCCUGGUCAUCCCUGCUUUCCCAGCCCACCUUCUGGCUACAACAGGCCCCUCACCUAUGGCUGCCAGCCUGAUGCAUUUCCCUCCCACGCCCUAUGACGCUGUCCUCCGCAACAGACUGGGUCCAGCUUCGUCUGCCUGGCACAUGCCGCCCGUCACAACCUAUGCGGCACCUCACUUCUUCCACCUCAACACCAAACUGUAGGCCAGAGCCUAUCCUGCUAUGCUGUGGAGGAUUUGAUGGGGCCUCAGAUGGGCAGCUGCCGCCAUGUAUCUCAGGCCUGAGCCGACUGCCCAGAUUCCCAGGCCAGUGAGCCUCCCAGAGUCUGUGUCUCUCUGGUACAGACAGCAGGGAGGCAGUGGGGCUUGUCUGAAUGAAGUAGCCCAUGCCCAAAGCCAAGGGACCAAGUUGUGGUAAGAUCACGAAGGUACCUGAGCUGGUAUUCUCUCUCCACUGAGAAACCAGGGAGCUAGUUGGCAGCUCAAGGCAUCCAGGUUGGCCAUGAAAGACCCAAUAAAAAGACACUGGUGUGAUUGCACUCAGCCCUGGGGUGUACAGCACUGGAUAUUUGCAAGGGGAGGUGAGGCAGGAUCCAGUGUGUAGGUGUGGUGACCAAUGUGUGAGCAAAGAUGAAACAAGGCCACUCUGGCCUGGAUGCCAUCGCCCCACUGGAAGGGUGGCAGGGCCAGAGCCAAACUCAGCCUCUUGUGCACAGAUGAACAGCUGUGAUUCCUUUCGCUCCAGCUCCAGCCUCGGGGCACCUGACUGUUGAGGUUGCCACGGUGCCAAAGCCCAGAGCACACUGGUGACCUGUGAGACAAGAUGGAGGGGCUGUGUCACUGCAACCCUCUGAGCUGAGCCACACACCCCCAUCCCAGAAGGCCUCAAGUCUUUGAGUGAAGGGCAUCACUUGCUCUGAGAGGUUCUUGCUGUGUUGCUCAGGUUAGUCUUGGACUCCCGACCUAAAGAAUUCCUGCUGUGGCCUUCUCAGUAGCUGGAGCUACUGGGGUGAACCUGUGAAGAAGGGAUUUGUGGGUGCUCACAUAAAACCCAAGUGAAUCUGUCCUGGUAGUGGGCAGACCUGUGAGCCCAGCUGCCUAGUGUUCCCAGUGAGUGACCUGUCACAUUCACACCUACUUUCCUGUUCUACAUAUUGGACUACAUAUUGGGUGAGGGGUAGAGGGGACCCAUCUCUACCUGUGAAUCUGUUGCCAAGUCACAGUGAUAUUUACCUGUGGUUGCUCCAGGUGCUCACACAGAAAUCCCAUGGCUUGGCACCCAUUCCUACCUUGGACAUGGCUUGCUCUGCCAGUCCCAAGGAGACUGUCAGUACAGCUUCACACCGUUCCUGGAAAGGCAGUGCCACCGUGGACCAGAGAUGCCAGGAUGCCAGUGAGCCAAGUCAACAGAUGGUUACUGACCUACAUCAUGGGAACUCACCCUGUUCCUGACCUCAGGCCAUGGGUAGGAGGGCAAGUUUUUAUGGACCCCUUAGUUCACAGGUGGCAUGGCCAAGGCCAGAGACAGCAAGUGUCAUUGAGGAUGUCUGGCUCUGGGAAACGGGUGGCCAGGGAAAGCAGCUGCCUGUGGAAAAGAGCUGGGACACAGGUGUCCUCUAAGACCAGGUAGCUAGAGGGUAGGGGUCCCACUGAUGCAUCUUGCAACUCCCCACCUUCCUUCUGGAGAUACCAGGAUGCCAGCCUGAGUAUUCAGAUGACCAGCCCUGAGCUCCUGGCUACCCCACUGCACCCAUGUGCUACCUGUCUGUGAGCUCUUACAGCCCCAUGAGGAGGGAUUCUAGGCUAGCAAAUGCCCUGGCUGUUGGGUUGUACACUGUGGGGUCAGGUCCCAGGAUAGACAGAGGGUACCUUCGUGUGUGCGUGGAAGGAUCCCCUUCAUCUACAAAGUAACACUAGUCUCAACCUGCUCAAAGGUGGUGUAUGACAGACAGCCUGAUAAUGGUAGCUUGUUCCAAGCUGCAGGAACGGAGCCCUCUGCAGGUUCAUCUGGAGAAUGCACAGCUGGGAUGUGUGCCUUUCUGGGUUGUACUCCACUCUGCUUCAGCAAAGACUCUAGAAAUGAAUACAGUCAGGCUUCCUGGGAAACCUUGGGACUUUGCACCCAUGCGCUAGCCCCACAUGAUUCUCCUUCUUUCUGUGAAUGAGAGAACUCAGCUCAGAGGCGACUCCAAACACUGUGGUACACACACCUUCCUAUGUUCACUUGUGUCCCUGACAGGUUCCCUCAGAGAACCCACAGGCCAGCAAAGCUCUUGGCGUCUGUGUCCAGGGCAUAACUUGUGGUCUGAGCCUACUUCCAAAUCAUUCGUGACAUUUGAGCUAAUGGUGGGAGGAGGCAGAGGCCACUCUGGUAUUUGUGCUGACCCCACCCCUGCCCGUGGUCCUGGCUCAUUUCCCUGGAAACAGCUUAAGUGUGAUGAGUUGGGCAUUCAGUGGGAAAUCCCUUUGUUUGCCUUGGGUGUCAAAGCAUGGUGCCCCUGUAACUGUCUUAGGUGGCACUGGUUUACAUUACAUGUGCAUCUCCCACACGAGGCAAAGAUCACCACCGCCAUAGUUUGGUUGGCUGGUUUGCUUUGCUUCUUUUUAAGACAGGGUUUCUCUGUGUAGCCCUGGCUGCCCUGGAACUCACUCUGUAGACCAGGCUGGUCUCUAGUAGAGGUCCACCCUCUGCCUCUACUUGGAUUAAAGAUGUGCACCACCAUGCCCAGCAACCACCUCGCCCAGCAACCAUCAGAGUUUUAAACCGAAUGGCUGGGAAUUUUCCUUUGAAGACCUUGAGAAUGGCUACAGGAGGUGAUGAAGAAACAGCAGCAAGUCCCCGAGGGAGUGGCGAGAGAGUGGGGCCAGGAGCCGGGGGGUGGGGGUGGGGCUGUUGGGCAGGGACAGAGGAAGCCAGAGAUGACUCAGGCCACGUUUAGAACCUUCUAGCCCAGGAGGCAGUUGGGCUUUUAUGGGAAAUAAAUAAAGAUGGCUGAAAGUGCUGGCUCCCAGAUUCGGUUGUUUGCUUUAUGGGGCUAGGGAUGGAAUCCAGGGCAAUUUUCAUGCUCAGCCAGCACUGAUCACUUGCUGCCCCCCAGCCCUGAACUCUGGCAAGUGGUAGGUGCGGACACUCGAGACUAGAACAGAGUCGGGAACGUAUCCUUGGAGAUGGCAGAGACAACAUCUGGACACAGGUCUGGAGAUGCUGCGGACACAUCUGGCCAGCAUUUCUGUUUAUACUGUGAGCAGAGUGAGUGUGGGGGCUGGGCUUGGAGAGGGGAGGGAGCUAGGCAGUGAUCACAGUAGAGCAAAGACGUCCAAGGGCACAGCGUCCAAGGGCACAGCCAGGGCACAAAAGCUCGGGUUUCCACUUGACCUUAGCAGCGUGAGUAUCAUUGCACCUAGGAGGCCGGCUGGACACAGUCUCAAGGCAAGGGACAGCUAAGCACCACUCCAGUGGGAGCUGAAGCGGCUGCAUGAAGGGCAUCAAUAGAGAACCAGGGAAUGAAGUGGGGAUGGGGGGGUGAGUUGGGAAGAGGUGGUAAGAUCUUCAGAGUUCAGAUCUUGGUGUGCUGUGGGGGACUUGAUGGGGUGGGUGCACAUAAGAGGCUUGGCUGAAAUUGGCAGUUAUUGGUUGCUGGAUGAGCUAGAGCAAGAAGGGGUCAACAGAGCUCAGGCACGGAGGACUUUGAAUCAAGGGCAGCGGGCAUGCUGGGUGGGCACAGCCGCCAGGGUAAGGUGUGUAGGCACAGGAAAGGAGGUGAUGGGGCCUCAGCAAAAAACACAGCACAGGAGGCACGAAGCAAAGGUUACUUUCCACAUGAAGUUGCUGGGCUGGCCAGAGCCUUAGACUGGCAGAAUAGACAUUAGAGAAGGCCAGAGGCAACGAAAAACUUCAUGGCUUUAAAGGAAUUUUAAAUCAAGAGCAGAGGCUGCUUGGCAUGUUUAGAUGUUUGUUUUCUAGUGUGCUGGAUGGAACCCAGAGCCUUGGGUAUGCUGGGCAAGUACCCAACACUGAGCUAUAUCAUUUGGUGUUUAAAAAAAAAAGAAUUAACAAUACUUG